Molecule: messenger RNA, 1197 nt
Organism: Prunus armeniaca (apricot)
Lineage: Eukaryota; Viridiplantae; Streptophyta; Magnoliopsida; Rosales; Rosaceae
Source: the annotation of a GenBank genome assembly
AUGGAGCCGUGCCGUUUUUUCUUUGACCCUUCGACGACAUCGUCCGCUUGCCAGCAAGGUGGUGGCAACAUGCUGUUCCUCGGGAAUGCUGAUCACGUUUUUCGAGGGCCGAGAUCGGUUAUGGGAUUGAUGGAUCAAGAAAGCUCGAGGAGGCGAAGUUUUUUCAGCUCAUCGUCAUCGCAAGACGAACUAUUCGACGAAGAAUAUUACGACGAGCAGUUACCGGAAAAGAAGCGCCGCCUCACUCCUGACCAGGUGCAUAUGCUGGAGAAGAGCUUUGAGACAGAGAAUAAGCUGGAGCCAGAGCGGAAGACGCAGCUGGCCAAGAAGCUGGGGCUGCAGCCAAGGCAGGUGGCUGUGUGGUUCCAGAACCGCAGGGCUCGCUGGAAGACAAAGCAGCUCGAGCGCGAUUUUGAUCUUCUCAAAUCUUCUUACGACUCCCUUUUGUCUAAUUAUGAUUCUAUCCUUAAGGAGAAUCACAAGCUCAAAUCCGAGGUGGUUUCCAUAAACCAGAAACUUGAAGCUAAAGAGGAGACCAGCAAUAUCAAAGCAGCAGCAUUUGCACCUGAUCAUCCUGACGACGACAAGUGCGACCCUCUUGUUCCUGCUGGUGAUGAGAUGAGGGAUGCUGUUCCAAUAAGCUAUGCCGCUGGUCUGCAAUAUAGCUGCAGCGUCAAAGUUGAGGACCGUCUGAGUUCCGGGAGCGGAGGAAGCGCAGUGGUGGACGAGGUCGAAGGUCCUCAGCUUGUGGACAGCGGUGACUCCUACAAUUUUCUCAACGAGGACAACGUCCACAAUAAUUACCCUCAUCAUCAUCAUCACCAUCAUAGUGGGGUCAACUCAGAAGAAGAUGACGGCAGUGACGACGGGCGGGGUUACUUCUCCGAUGUGUUUGCGGCUGCCGUGGAGGAGCAGGUACAGCAGGCGGAGGGUGUGUCUAUGGGCUGGUGGAAAGGGAAGGAAAGGGACCUUCAAGAACCUGACAAUGGGCUUGUGCAGCUGAAAGUGGAGGGGAGAGGGUUGCAAUGGGAGCAAGUGGUGGCCAAACGACCGCUCAUGUUCCACCUUAGCUCUCAGCUCUUCUCAUGCACUCAGAGAGAUGCUGAGAACGGCGUGCUGGAGGCUGAAAGAGAAGGAACGUCAUGCUUUGCUCUACUGGGGUUGCGUCAGCUCAGAGACACACCCCCAGACUCGUAA